Drosophila persimilis is the source of this 5129-nucleotide messenger RNA. Its product is annotated as polyhomeotic-proximal chromatin protein. NCBI's taxonomy places the organism in Eukaryota, Metazoa, Arthropoda, Insecta, Diptera, Drosophilidae. The record is from RefSeq and is a predicted model, not a curated record. The transcript is spliced from 6 exons. The coding region runs from base 859 to 3447 and encodes 862 amino acids.
GUUGCUGUUGUUGCUGAUAGCCUGGCUUAGCUUUGUUUGGGCCUUUGCCAAAAACUAAGGAUAGAGCGCGGGCAUUCAGCCAGGCUUCAGGCUGAAGCACGGACAGCUUCCUCAUUCUUUAUGAUUAGUUAAUGGGAUUCAAUUUCAUUUGAAAUUGUCCGCCACAGAGCGUAGCAAUCGCAGCUGCCGCAGCUUCCUUUCACUGAUUACAUAAGUCACGUUCUUGGGGAAACACUUGUUGGUUGGUUCGUUCGUUCUCCCCGCAGAACGAGGCACGUAGCCCAGCGGGCGAAAAGAGGGGGGGUGAAUCACAGUUGUGCCAUUACGAACUUGGCAAAAUGAAUUGAGUAUAGGCGGAGGAGGCAGAAUCCUCGUAUGGCAGUAGUUGAGUUUACAUUUACAUUCAGCCUCCAUAAAUUGAUUGGGUGGGUGGGUGCGAAAAGCGUUGCCUGCUUAUGUGGGCACGCCGGCACAGCAACAAGAGCAGCACCGUGCGAUGUGCGAGUAAAUGCAAAAUUUCCCACUAAAGUGCCGACACGGAAAAGUACGAGUAUACAAGUGUGCAUUCUAAGAAUAACAAAGAAGACAAGUGGGAUAAAAACAGCAACGGUUACGGUUACGGUUACGGUGUAAAGUGCCACAGCAAACACAGCCAGAAAGCAGAAGGAACAAACAAACGAACGAAUACCGAAAGCAACCCCAAACAAACAUCGGUGAAGGUUGUCCCACGGUGUGGUGUGCCCCUCCAAAUCCGGAGAGUGUAUGUGUCCGGGACUGAGUGCGGCUGUGUGGGUAAGAGGGAGUGCCGAGAGGCAAGUGCAAGAAAUGUGCAAAGUAAUGUGCUGCAACUAAAGUGAAAUGCCAUCCGUGAAAUCCCCUAAAAGUGAAAUUCUUCCUGGGAUUAUUAGAAGCGACAGCGGCAGCUACAGCUACAGACCAAGGAGCACCACAACCAGCUACAGGAUCAUCGGAACUACCAGCAGCAGCAGCAUGACAAACGGCCAUUCCUUGCGCCUCCGUCUCCUGCUGUUGAGCAACAUUUUCGGAUUACUCAGCCGGACCCAGGCUUUACCAUUCGAGUAUUUAGAUGAGCACGACGACUUCAACUAUGACCUGGACACGGCCCAAUCCCAGGCCAAGUACGACGCGCGCCUUCUGUCCCAGCAAAUGCUCAGCGACACCGAGCUGCGCCAGCAGGCCGGAGCGACAGGCCUCGAAUCAGAGUCCACCUUGGACCCCCACACUCUGAGAGCUCAGGGAGGGCGCUCUGAUGGCUCAGUCGAGGAUUUGGAGCCGCACAGUCGGGCAGCCGCCUGCUUCACUAACGGCCACAAGUACACACAUGGACAGAAGGUGCCGCGCCAGGAUGCCUGCGAGGUGUGCCUCUGCAUGGACGGAGAAAUCUUCUGCUGGUGGGAGCGCUGCGAUAAGACCAAUGCAAACAAGGUGAAGGAAAUGGCGGCAGGAAACGACAAAGACAACGACAACGACAAUGGCAUUGGCAAUGGCAAAGUCAAAGCCAAUGGAGGUGGGGUUAUUUCUGGUGUUGGCUUCGGCUUUGGCUUUGGCUUUGGUGGUGGCGGUGGCGGUGGCGAUGGUGCUGCUGCUGGUGUUGGUGACUAUUCAGAUCCAUAUCGCUAUGAGAGCACCACGAGAAAGUCAACAAAAGUGCAUAAAACGGCUGGGAAAGUUGGCAAGCGGCGCAAGCAUCGUAGGAAUCAAAAGAAUUUUAAUGACUACGAAGUUUUCCAGAGCCACAAGCAGCAGCAGCCGCAGCAGCAGCCACAGGAUUAUAAAAAGUCAGCCAUAAAGCAGCAACAGCAGCAGCAGAAGUACGAGCAUCAGAUACAAAAACAAAAGACUGGCGAUGCCACCAACUACAAUAUAAUCAAGCAACACAAACACGAGCAGCACCAGAAGUUGCCCGAGAAGGAGCAGCAACAGGAGCAGGAGCAGGAGCAAGAACAGAGUGCUGUAGCCCCGCCAGUUAAUCAGGCGGCGGCAAAGAAAACGCAUUAUCAACAGCCAGCAACAACUAUUGCCACGCCCUCGCACCAGCAGGAGCAGCAGCAGCAACAUAGCUCCCAUCCCCACAAGCCUCCACAUUCGUCCAGCAAGAUCUUAAAUUUCCCCGAAAACUUGCCGGCCCUGCUUUAUUACGACUACAAGACGGAGGAGCACGAGCACCAUCAGCAUCAGCAUCAUCAGCAGCACUUGCUGCAUGAAAAGCAACGCUUGCAACAUCAACAAGAGGCGUUGGCCCGACAAAAGCCACCAGCAGAUGCAGGCGUUGAACUCCAUACCGACUUGGGCGUUGAUAAAAACUUUGAUGAUGCGGAAACCGACAGCGAUAUUUUGCCAGAGCCGCCAACAAAGCGCCCCAAGGCAGCGCCCACACAAUGGACAACGAGUAGCAGCCCCAGGAGCAGCAUGGCCAAGGCGUUGAUGACAAACCAGGCAGCGACGUCCACAACGGCGACAACAACAACAACAACAACAACAAUGAGAACGACUACGACGACAGGAACAAAUGGCAAUGCGACGGGCAGACUGUCUAGUCGGGACAGUGGAAGAGCUGAAGCUGAAGCUGGAGAUGGGGCCACAGUUGCAGCCACAAAUCUGCAACCGGAUAGGAGCGGUGGCAAGGACCUGGAUGAUGCGUUCCAUCGGUGGCUGACAUCGACGGAGCUGAAUGCUGACAGCACAAACACGCCGGACGAUGCCUCGGAGCAGGAAACAGCAGCAUCGACAAUAAUCGAUGAUGUUGCCAUCAGAAACAAGAGUGACAGCGGCAGUGGGAAUGGGAGAAGUGGCAGCAGUAGCAGCAGCAGCAGCAGCAGCAAAGACAAUGCCAGGAACAACAACAAUGUUGCCGAUGCUGUCUUCUUCCGCAGCUCGUACAAUGAUUACAGCAGCGAAUUCAAUGGGAGUGUUGUCAACAUUGACAUUACACUAACUGCAGUUGAUGUGCAUCCCCGUCGCCAAACGGAUUUAAUUGCAAAUGGCAACAGAACGUCACGUGUGAGCACAGAGGCAACGCCAGGAAUCGCAGAAACUCCAGGAACAACAGCAGGGGCAACAAUGGACCCACAGGCGACCGACAGGAGGAGCUCCGUAACCAUCGCCAGCACCACCAGACCACCCACCAGCAUCAGUAACAACAACAGCAACAAUCAGGAUCAACCUCAGGCGACUGGCAGCCCAGCGGUGCCACCGUAUACACUGACAACGAUUAUAACAACAGUGCCGCUGGCACCAGGGCGUAUGUGCAAUGUUUUGGGCAAACUGUAUAAAAUUGGCGACAUUCUGCCCCAGGAUACGGGCAACUGUCUGCAGUGCAUUUGCACGGAUGCGGUGACGCCCGACGAGAUGCCGAGCGUCACCUGCAGUCCCCACAACUGCCCGCCCCUGGUGCUGCCGGAUCUGUUCGAUGCGACUGGUUACUGAGGUUACGGGCUGGUGCUGUAAGCUGGGUGCCGGGCUGGGUUCCGGUCACAGGGAUGGCGGCAAUAAUGAAAUGAUUGCAUUGAUCAAGCCGUAAAUUCGAUUGGCAACUGUAAGCCGCAGCUGCAGCAGAGGAAGCGACUUGGGUAGAGCUAAUUUUCAGUCAGACUCUCAACUAACUCAAGCAUAAAUUGUAUGGAUUUCAAUGUAAAGCCCUCCCUAUCACGAGUGUCUCUAGGCACUCUCUAAAAACGAAUACCUAUCAGCAAACAUACAUAUAUCUGAUUCAAAUAUACGAGUAUAUACCGAUCAACCGAGAGAGAGAGAGAACGGGCGUAGUCUAGUUUGUAAGCUGAAUAUUUAUGCAUUUUAUAAGAAUGCGAAGUAUCUCUCUCCUUCAAGUAGUGGAUCAACACCACAAUCCCCAAAAAGCAAGCAAGCAAGCAACCAACCAUUGAUGUAUACAGCAGUAGAAAUUUUAAAGAAUUUAUAGAUGUACUUCUGCAGAAUAUAUACAUACUAUACACAUAUAUAAAAAUCGAUACCUACAUAUACCUAUAACUAUAUCUACGAGUAUGUAUGUAUUGAAUUCAUUUUCGACUUCAUUUCAUGACUGAGACAAUGGAGUGCAAGGUUUUUCAUAUACGAUUUAUCGGAGGGGGAAAAAGCAAACAUACAAAUACAAGUAUAGGCAACUAAAUCUAUAACGAAAAAAACUGAACAAUGACAAAUAAUGAAUUGUGUAAUAUUAUAAUUUAUAUGUUAACGGAAUCAGAACAAUGUAUGUAUUCCUUAUUUGCUCACGAAAUAUCAUUUUUUCACGCUUCCGUUGGACAUUUAAAUAUACGUUACGAAAAACCACAAAAUAUAUUAGAUAUUACGAAUAAAUAUGGAAAUUGUUUUAACAAAGCUGAAAGGAGCAAAGAAAGACACCAUAUCGAGUAAAACUAACAGUUUUAAGACACAAGACCCCACAAUACAAUAUAGUAUAUGUAUGUUUAAACUUUAAUGAUACGAUUAUAUGCAUGUGUGUAUACUUAGUGAGUCUCAUAUACAUGUCUACGAGUAGUUUGAGAAUCGAAUGAAUGCAGAUUUUUCAAAUGACUUCGUUUUACGUUCAUUUAAUUUCAAAGCAAGUUUAGGCGUGAUAACCAUCGAUUAAUUCGGAGAGAGUAAAAUUAAGUGAACUAUACUUGAAAAGUAGACAUUUAAAUUUCGAAUACGUACAUACAUACGUAUAUAUGGAUAAAGAGAAAUCCAAGCCGAGCUCCAUGGAGAUUUAUACGAGUACACAUGUGUGUGUGCUCGGCCAGCUCUAGUCAAGAGCACUACACAGAAGUAUCAAAAUCAAAAUGAAAAUCAAAUAAAAAUACAUAUACGUACGUAAAUACACAUGCAAAAAUAUUUAAUAUUGAUGUUCCACAGAAGAAGAGCAAAACAUAGAACAAAUUGAACUUCGGUAAAAGCGAAAGCACCACUUAAAUAUGCGUAUACAUACGAGUACAUACAUAUAUAUAAAUAUAUGGUAUUUGUGUAACAUAAAUGUAACUAAACUAGCUAAAGCUCUCUACUAAUACGAAUACAUGAUACAGAUACACUUGCGUUCAAAUUGAUUUUGUGUGUUUGAAUCAAAUUGAAAUCCAAUUGACGUGAAUAAACCGAAACCCAUCUAAGGACUUACAUAU